UCCUUCCUCAGGCGAGUGUGGCUGCUGCAGUUUGAACCCAAAAACACAACAAGAUGACAUCUCUUCUCUUUGCGUUGCUUUUUUCUGGAUUGGGGAUCGGCGCAAAUGCUUACUGUCAUCCUCAAGAACUAAUUACCUGUACAACCUGCCCUCCUGGAUGGACUUGGUACGGAGGCUUCUGUUAUAUGUUUGACGCCACUGAAAGGGACUGGUACGAUUCAGAGCGUUUCUGUAACUCAAWYGGUGCAAYUCUGGAGUCUCUGGAGACACAAAGUGAYUAUGAGUUCGUCAGAGAACUGAUCCGUAGAUCAAAAGGAUCCGACGUACCAGCCUGGGUUGGAGGCUACGAUGCUGUGAAGGAGGGUGUUUGGUUCUGGAGCGACGGGACGCCGUUCACCUUUAAGGGCUGGYGUCCAGGAGAACCAAACAACCAUGGUGGAAAUGAGAACUGCAUGAUGAUCAACCUAAACAAUAAAGAUUACYUCAACGAUGCUCUGUGUAGCAUCAAGCUUGGUGCUGUUUGUACCAGAAACCCAUAAGUUGUCACUUUGACACAUCGGACUCGAUGAUGUCACUUCCAGCAGGAGGUGAAGCCUCGAUGACYUCACUUCUGGGAGAUAAUCGGACAUGUCUGAUGUCUCAUCCUUCAAACUACAACCUCAAAUAAAUGCUUGUUCUUUGCAAACCUUU
Austrofundulus limnaeus is the source of this 690-nucleotide messenger RNA. Its product is annotated as galactose-specific lectin nattectin. Lineage: Eukaryota; Metazoa; Chordata; Actinopteri; Cyprinodontiformes; Rivulidae. The record is from RefSeq and is a predicted model, not a curated record. The coding region runs from base 54 to 539 and encodes 161 amino acids. The transcript has 7 exons.